Messenger RNA from Habropoda laboriosa, 2015 nucleotides. Its product is annotated as tubulin polyglutamylase TTLL4-like. Gene Ontology annotation, molecular function: tubulin-glutamic acid ligase activity; tubulin binding. The transcript has 6 exons. Gene Ontology annotation, biological process: protein polyglutamylation; microtubule cytoskeleton organization. The record is from RefSeq and is a predicted model, not a curated record. NCBI's taxonomy places the organism in Eukaryota, Metazoa, Arthropoda, Insecta, Hymenoptera, Apidae. Gene Ontology annotation, cellular component: cilium. The coding region runs from base 300 to 2015 and encodes 571 amino acids.
GGAGCGUGGUCGUGCACCUGUAAUGACAACACGUGCUACAGCUGAGUGGCGGUUUCCCUCUCGGAAAAGUGAAGGCGAGUGGUGGGGAAGGAAUGUGCUGCUUUGAUCUCGAAAGGACCUGUAGAACAACGCAAAGGACAAGCGGUGACGACGUCAACCUUUCUUCAGGCACGUGCACCAAUGGGAGAAUGCUGAGCCGCCACGAGUGCUGUUGAAGAGAGUAGCCUCGACUCCGUCCGCAGAAUGCUGACAGCUGCCGUUUACGUAAUUUAAAUAGAUGUUACAGAGUGUCCACCAGGAUGGACUUAAUCGCCUACUAUCAACACCACGAGAUCGCGAGCGUGGAGAACAGCAUCGAAGAUGGUGACCUGGAGGGCCAGAACGAGGACGAAGAGGAGGAGAUUCUCUCGUUCAUCGAUAUCGAUCGACGUCUCUUGACCAUAGAUCAGCUGACGUCGAACGGCGGCAGCGACAAGAGGUGCAAGAUGCCGUUCAGGAGAAGCUUGUUCGCGUACGUGGCGCCUUACAUCGCGUUCCAGUCGUUCGACAGCAAAGGGCCGAUACUCCCUUACGAAGUAACCAAACACCUGAAGUGGCGUUUGAGCACGAUCACACCAUUAAUCGUACGUCGUACAUUGGUCAACUCAGGUUUUCGUCUGAUGAAGAAGUGUCAGGAGUGGUGCGGCACUUGGGGCAAGCACAUGAAGUCGCUGGGCUUCAGAUCGUUGAAGGAGUCGCAGAAGAUCAAUCACUUUCCGGGAACGUUCCAGAUCGGUCGGAAGGAUUGCCUCUGGUUGAAUCUCAGCCGAAUGAUGAUGAAGCACGAGGCGAAAGAGUUCGGUUUCGUUCCGAGGACCUACGUGUUGCCGCGCGAUCUCAGCUGUUUCCGUCAAGUGUGGAAGAAGCUGGGCAGCAAGGCGAAGUGGAUCGUGAAACCGCCCGCCUCCGCGAGAGGUACCGGGAUCAAGGUGGUGCACAGAUGGUCGCAGAUACCAAAGAAACGCGCGGUUGUCGUGCAACAGUACUUGUCCAGGCCUAAGUUGAUACGCGGCGCCAAGUUCGACUUGCGCCUCUACGUUCUCGUCACCAGCUUCAAUCCGUUGAAGAUCUACAUCUAUCCGGACGGUCUGGUGCGUUUCGCCUCGGUGAAGUACAACGACGACAUAAACUACCUCAGCGAUCGAUUCAUGCAUCUGACCAACUACAGCAUCAACAAGACCAACUCUACGUACACGAACAACGACUGCGCGGACUCGUGUACGGGGCACAAGUGGGCGCUCAGAACUUUGUGGUCUUACCUGGAGAAGGAGCAGGUGAACGUUUCGAAGCUGUGGACGACUAUGAAGGACAUCGUGGUGAAAACUAUGAUAGCCGGUGAAUCGUCCAUCUCCUCGUUAACGAAGGCUAACACGUCGUCUAGAUACUGUUGCUACGAGUUGUUCGGCUUCGAUAUCCUCUUGGACGAGAAUCUGAAACCUUGGCUCUUGGAAGUGAACAUCUCGCCUGCGUUGCAGUCUUCCUCGACGCUCGACACCGCUGUCAAGGGACCGCUGAUCAAGUCUGUGUUCAACAUAGCCGGUUAUCAACUGCCGAACACGCUGUCGCCGGAGGAAGCCGAGAAAUUAGCACAAAGGUACCAAUUGGACGCGGUCUGUCAGGACUACAGGCUGCACAAGACCGCGCUCAGCUGUCAGGAACGGCAGAAACAGUCUAUGUACGCGAAUCUGAGGAAUCGCGAGGACUAUCUCGACGAUAUCAUCAAAGAUCUAACCCCGGACGAUGUUCGACAUCUGAUCACGUACGAGGACGAGCUCACGCAGUUGGACACGUUCGAGAAGAUCUUUCCUACGUCUACUAGCUACGAGUACCUGCAGUACUUCGAGGUUCCUAGGUACUACAACAUGCUGCUCGACGCAUGGGAGAUGAAGUACGCGGAGAAUCGUUCCAAGGGGAUCAUGAGAUUACAGAAACUCUGCCAAAAGAAGUACCAUUUGGAGCAGCAAAUGGUAUUUUAG